UAUUCACCGGGGAAUUGUGCAGACGUGUAUUUACACACAACAAGAGUAAUCAUUCAAUUAUGUACAUAGACCAUCACCUAUCUAUUGUUGUUUAAAGAAGUAUAAAGAGAAAUACUGUUGUUGAAAUGCAAAUCAAAUAUUUCCUUAGUAUUGAGAACAAAGUCCACAUAAAAUGCUUGUUAUGAACUAGGUAAGGCUGGGUUUUCCUGGUUACACAGUUCUUAAACUGCUGUAGCAACACUUUCAUUUGUAUUGCACUAUUAUUAGAGAUAAAUUCCAGCCAUAUAGAUAAUUGUGGGUGUUUUGGGUGCAUUCUCCUUGAGAAGUGGACCGUGUUUUACUUUUUUGUCAGUGAGGCAUUUUCUACUUGGUGUGGUAUUGUUAGUCAAUAGUGGACUUCUAAACAACUCAAUCCCAGACAAAGUCUAAACCUUGAGGUAACACUAGUACGGAUAUAAUACUGAAGAUAAGCCUUGAUUGCCAUGGGAAACCAAACAUCAACCUCAAAAAGCCCAAGUAGUCCAGGUAGGGACUCAGCUAUGCGAAGGUCCAACUACUUCAGAAGGAGCAACUUCAGAAGUGGGGCCAUGAAGAAGAAGAAGCCUGCAACAUCACCAGGGUCACCACCAAGGACUGGAGGAUCAUUCCGGUCUCCGCUGAAGUCAGUGACGACAUCGAAUCCUGCAAGUCCAGCCACAGGAUCGCAUACCAAUUCUCUGGGACCUGCCGCUAAUCGUUUCCAUAAAGAUGUUGGAAGGAUGUCACCCAGCAAAUUGGACCUAUGGAAAUUGGAAAAACCUGUGGAUAGAGGUGGUCAACUCAUUGUUGAAUGCAUUGAACUUCAUUGUCAUUUGAACAAGGGUUUCCAUAGCACCGAAGAAUACCAGUCGACUGAUUUGAUAAUACGCCGUGGACAGUCAUUCCAGAUAACGAUGCGGUUAGACCGUCAGUUUAAUGACAAAAAUGACACCAUAACCAUACGGAUGACAACAGGAACAAUCCAUAAAAUUUGUGAUAGUACAUUAGUCCAAAUACCGAUACUUAAGGAAAUUAAGAAAAGCCAAUGGAGCGCUGUAAUAAAGAACAUUGAUAACUGUUCGGUGACCCUUGACAUCUGGUGUCCAGUCAAGUCUCUGAUUGGUCGAUACAGGUUGAUGGUAGAAACCAGAGCUACGCAGAAGGAUUUGCCAGAAAGAGAGUUUAUAUAUCAACAUGAUGAUGCUGUGUAUAUACUUUUUAAUCCAUGGUGUGAAGGUAAUUUCCAGCCGUGUACGGAUGUUGAAAGAAAGGAGUAUGUACAAAGUGAUACUGGUUUUAUCUGGUUUGGAACAAGUAAGCACCUUAGUAAGCGAGCUUGGGAUUUUGCUCAGUUUGAUGAAAUUGUUCUUAGAACAAUAAUGUUCAUCAUUGAAUCCAGCGUCAAUGUGUCUGCGAGAAAUGAUCCGAUUAAAGUUAGCCAAAUUGUUUGCAAUGUGUUGAACGGUCACCAUGAGUAUGGUGUGAUGGAAUGCCGUUGGGACAAUAAAUAUUCGUUUGGUGUUCCUCCUGCAACAUGGAAUAGUAGUCGUAGGAUUCUUGAAGAAUACAUGAAAACGCAAAGGCCAGUGAGGUACGGCCAGUGCUGGACAUUAGCCGGUCUGCUGACGACAAUGUGCCGCUGUAUCGGGAUUCCUGCACGAUGUGUUACCAGUUUCAACUGUAAUCAUGAUGCUGAGAAAAAUACAUCAGUUAACAUCUAUUUUGAUUCAAAUUCAAAUCAACCAAUAGAAAAUAUGAAUGAUCAGUCUUUAUGGUUCUUUCAUGUUUGGAAUGAAGUUUGGAUGACAAGAACGGAUCUGCCACAGGGCUAUGAUGGUUGGCAAGUUCUUGACCCAACCCCCCAAGAAACCAGCAAAGGUUUAAGCUGUAUUGGACCUGUACCAUUGAAUGCUGUGAAGCAAGGACAUCUCUACUAUCCAUAUGAUUCUGACCAACUCUUCACUUCUGUCAACUCAACUGUAACAUUCUGGAGUUGUUCAGAGGAAUUUGGUGUGUACGGCCAGAUGAGGGUUGUAAAGCAGCAUGAGAUUGAUGGACAGAUGAUCUACACAAAGGCACUAGGAAAAGCUGAGCCGGAAGAUAUUACACACCUGUACAGGCACCCAACUGGUAGCAAAGAGCAUAAGAUGACAAUACAGACAGUAUGUGAACUUGGAUUAGGAGUAGAAACGGAAGAAGACGUACAAACACAAGACGUUGAAAUCAAGAUCGAGACACCAGAUGAUGCUGUAGUUGGAAGCGACUUUAACAUUACAAUAACUAUGCACAAUUCCAGCGCAGAAGAAAGGAACAUAGAGGCAAGGCUCAAGGUUCAGGCAUGUUUCUAUACUGGUGUCACAAAAGAGCGAUGUAAGGAAGAAUUACUAUCUGUAAAGUUAAAGCCCAAAGAAACAAGUUCUUCUGUAGUCCACAUGGCAGCAUCAGAUUACAUGAUGAAACUUGCAGACCACAGUUGUUUGAGAGUCUUCCUGUUUGGAAGGGUUGAGGAGACUAAUUCAAAGCUUGUCUGUCACUCAGAUAUGUGUCUCGCUCGCCCUGAACUUGAAAUCACGCUGAAGAACACAGAUGGCUUGAAAGCAGAUGAGAUCUUCUUCGCAGUGUUUCAGUUCAUGAAUCCUGUAAGCAUUGCACUUACCAACUGCAGGCUAACUGUUGAUGGAUGUGGGGUGGAGGCAGUGAAACCUGUCGAAAUGCCGGAUAUUGAACCAUUCCAAAAUCUGAAGACAAAGAUGAAACUAAGGUUAAUUAAGGGAGGUCAUCAAACUCUUAUAGCUGGAUUUACUUGCGAUCAAAUCAACAAUGUAACAGGUUACAUAGAACUUGAUAUUGAAAGGCUUGUGUAAAGUUGUCACCGGGCUACACAUUAGGGUGUGACCUUAAAGCCAGGCAGUCACUGCGCCCGACGGUGUUUUGUCAGCCGACGCGAUUCUAUGGAGAAAGCAACGGAUCGUGUUUAAUGGCGAUAACUUCAGACUGUCCCCAACAAUCAGCAGACGGAAUCGCGUCAUGUAACGCUCACAGUGAUUUUACUAAAGCUCUGUCCAGGCUAUAAAAUUUAAUUUGACCAAAAAAAAUGUUGUAUGCCCAUAUAUAGUCAUGAUCAUAAUGUUAUCACAUCAUGACCAUAUUUAGGCAUAUCAUGUUUUUGUCAAAUAAAAUGUGAUAGUUUUGAAUGUUGUAUAUUGCUAGAGUUGGAGUCGUCGUACGACGCAGUGAGUGCCCAGCUUUAGUUGAAGAACUAUGCAUAACUAAAUAGUGAGACAGCUCUGAGAUACCGUUGGAAAGUCGGUAUAUAAGAUGCAAAAUAUGGAUCAUUUCGUGGCUUCGUAUGUGACUUCAUGUCAAAUACAUUUUACCAUCGGGAAAAAAAAUCUAUGUACUCUAAAAUGGGGGAAGCACGACAUUCAACGAAGUAGCAGUAAGAGUGAUAAAUUUUGUAUAAUACAGAUUCUGUUUUAUAUGCUCGUAAGCUUGACAAACUAAAAUUGUGGAAUCUAAUAAUAAUCAGGCAAGAGUCUAAUACCUUUUUAAAAGUAGAUAUUAGUUUGAUGAAGGAUAUUCCCAUUGUUAAUGAAUACUUUCUUUUUACAAUUCAAACUAAAUAUAUUUUACUAAAGCUCUGUCCAGGCUAUCAAAUUUAAUUUGACAAAAAAAAAAUGUUGUAUGCCCAUAUAUAGUCAUGAUCAUAAUGUUAUCACAUCAUGACCAUAUUUAGGCAUAUCAUGUUUUUGUCAAAUAAAAUUUGAUAGUCUUGUAUUGCUUAAAUGUUGUAUAUUGCUAAUACAAUAGGGCCCUUGAUAUGUUAUUUUUGAUGUUGAAAAAGAAUAUAAUAUUUUAUAUUAAAUAUUUUUAUCAAGCCUAGAAUUAAACAUUAACAUAUUAGUAUAUCGCCAUUACCAUGAUCAUUGUGAUCGUACAAUUACUCUUGAACACUCUAUUCGACUUACACUACCGCGGCCUGUAUUUUUUUUUUAUAUAUAUAGAUCCUUGAUCGUAAUAUAGUAGCUGAAAAUAAAAAAAUAUUAAUAAAUUAAACUAUAGAUUUAUAUCAGAUCAACAUAUUGGCACUUGAAUUCGACAUGGAAUAAUGCAACGAUGAAAGUACAAAAUGGUUUUAAUUUAAAUAUAUUUACUUUUAGUUGAAGGACGACGAAAAAUACAGAAUAUAAUUACAAUGCAUUUCAAUCAACUUGCCAGCAUAAAGAUAUUCAAUCAGGCUCCAGUGAUAUGUACAUCUGAUGUAGAAAAAGAAUAUCAUAUGUUUUAUUGAUUAAUUUAAUUUAUCAAACCUAGAAUUAACUUGUUAACGUUAGACCUAUAGUGUCGGAGGAAGGUGGGACAAAUAUUGAUUCAUCUUUGACAGUUACCCAUAUUACUAUAUUUCUGUGGCCUAUAUCACAGUAGGCCUACAUAGCCGCGGACGAGAAAAAGAUACACAAUGAAUGAAGCAUGGUUCAAAUUAGUUAAUCAUUUGAUUCUAAUGAAGCUGAUGAAAUAUGGGGCUAGUAAGUAUCAGAGUUAAUCUUUCCAUGAUUGAGAUUGUAGAUCUGGUAAUUAAACACGCUACUCUCCCAAUUAUGGUGAACGUCGUGUCUCUAGAACUUUCCUGUCGGUAUACCAGGGAUUUCAAUCCAGAUACGCCCUCAAUUAGCGGCACUCUAUAAAGCAUCUAGAGUCUAGAAAGUUGCAGUAACAAAUAUAGUACAUAACCUAUAAUAUUUCAAAUAAAGUUAAUGCAUAGCACUUGGGGUAAAUAAUAUAAACAAAUAGGAAAAUAAUAGCAAUAUGGUUUUUCGAAGAAUUUCUCAUUAUUUCACUUAACCAUUAUUAAUCUUUACACGAUAUGCGAGAGUUAUUUUGCCGUUUAUCGUGUGUGCGUUUACAAUAUAUCAAGGUCAAAAUUUUAGUGACAUUUUAGGAAAUAUAACUUACUGAUAUAUUGUAUUUUCAAAACUUUUUAAAAGUUUAAUAUUUCUGAUUUAUGAUACAAAUUGACUAUACUAUUUAUAUACAGUACUCUAAGAUUUGCAUAAUAAAAGUUUCCGACCUCUUAGAAUAAUGUACUGAUUGGAGCAUUUAAUAUGCUACGCAAAGGCGGUUAAGAUUAAAUUUUUACAUGUUCAAAACAUUUUUUUUUUUUUUUUUUUUUUUAGGUUAUUGCAUAAUACGCAAUGUGAAUAAUACUGAAUUUAAUGACCUUGGUUUGAAAUCAUAAUCGACUUUGGGAUGGGAAUUUUCAGAUCUAAUACCAUCUUUAAUUAUCAGCAAUGAAGGUGGUUCGCCUAUGUGAAUGCUAUGUAAUUUUUACAGAUUCAUCAUCAUCAUCAUCCUCAUCAUCAGCAACAGCAGCAGCAGCAGCAGCAGCGUUCGAGGCAACUGCUGGCCGAUAGCCUCCCCAAACUUCAUUCACGAUGACACUAAAUAAGCUUCUCAAAUUCUUAAAUUGUUUGAGAUUCCGAGCCUGCACUCCUGGAGCACAUUUAAGAGGUUCUGGAAAUUGAAGAUUCCCCCAUUUAAUAAUUAAUAUGUUUUAUUUAUAUUGCCCUAAACGUAAAUAAAACUAACCCUCUCAUUACAAUUAAAAUUCGUCAAAAAUUAACAUUCUAUCACAACACUUACAUUAAAAAUGUAUAACAUCGACCAAAAAAAUAAGAAUAGUAGUAAAAAGUAGAAACAUCGCGCACUUACAUUAAUAAACAAAAACAAAUCGGUCAAUUCAUGGCACAACCAUUUUAAGAGUAUUGUCUGUCACUCAAAGCUUCGUCAGAUGAUCGAAUUAGCUCUCUAUCGUACCUUUAUCUGAGUAUCAUUAGUGCAAGUAUGGAAUAUAAUAUUACAUCGCAAAACACAAGUAUUACCGAAGGGUGGAACUACCUUUUAACAGAUUUGAGGGCUAAUCUAAUCGAGUAUACCUAAUUUCACCAGGUCAUGAAUAAUGUAGUAUAGAAACAUGAAAAGUAAAAGCUGUCCUUAUCAAGGUAUCAAAGUUUACAGUGGCGAAUUGAAGUAGAUGGGCCCAGAGAAGGAUUGUCAAAGAUGGACGGUUUAUGCUUCCUCAGCUCCACCAUGGUUGGGCUGGGGUAAGAAAAUUUAUGAUUGACAAUCGAAUUUCUAUCAAGUCUAUAUUGACGACGUCCAGCUAAGCUUUUUAUAAAAAUAAUUAACGUAAAGAAUUUACAAUUUGAUACACUGUAAACAUAUACUCUAGAAUAGUAGAAGUCAUGAAAAUAUUCAUGAAAAAGAAUUAGAAGCGAUUAAUUACUAGCUUUUUAUCGAUGAAUGGUCAGCUUUAUUAACAAUUCUCGUGGGAAAAACACGGGAAUGAUACUAGAUGAAUGUAUACGUUUAAUAAUUUUAUUUAUUAUUGUUUACCUAGUUAUCCCGGGCCCGGGGGCACUUGCCCCGGUUUUCCGGGCCUCUCUGCGCCAAUGUCAACACAUGCCAGUAUAAACACGCAAUUAUAGGCACACACUUAAAAAGGGCCCCUAGAUACGUGUGAAUAGGUUGCAUUAGGAUGUACAAGAAGAUAUGACUGAUAGCUAACUUUGUUACAAUGUCAUACAUUUUAGGUUCUGUUAUAUUUAAAGGCCGUAGUUUUCGGGGGCACCAGGGAUCUGCUUCUCAAUCCGGCUGGGCUCUAGGCGGCCCCCGACCCCAAUCAAUGGGCCCGGGCAGCGAAGAUGCUCCGGGGGCCCGCGGCCGCUCUAGGCGGCCCUCUGUGUUGAAGAGGGCCGCCUUAAAUCUCUGUGAUCAACAGACGCAUAAAGUAAGUGUUUAUGUAUUUUAUAUAUACCGUUAAACCUCGACUACAAGCUCUGGGAUUUUUCUUUUAUGGAUUUUUUUACUGUUGGACUUUCUUCUUUUCGAGAUGGGCUUCUUUUCAAGACUACAUUUUUAGUCCUUAUCCGAGAAGACUUGGUUCUACCAACCAACCAUGGGCGAGGAGGUAUUGGAACCAGCGUCGAUGUUAAGGCGGCAGCAAGCGGCGCCCCUGCCUUACUGCUCGGCCACUCGACUCGCCCAAGAGAUUGAGAUUAGUAUUGCUAAAGAGGGGGGGGGGGGCUUCAUUUCGAAACUUGGGCUUCUUCUCCAGAUUAAUUCCAUUAGGCUUCUAUUCCAGGUUCUACCUACUUAUUUUUUUACAUAGAUUCUAGAUUUGUCAGGUUCAGUUUUAAAUGUUUUAUUCUAGUAGAUUUAAAAUGCUACCGUAACCUAGGAUCUAAAAGCAAUUUGGUCGCACAUUUUUAACAUUUUUGUAGUUUACGUUUAACAUCCAGAAAAUUGGGAAAUUAAAUAAUUUUUGUUUGUCUUAUUAUUGAUAUAGACACUAUGCUUACUUUAUAAAUAUAUAGGCGUAUUUUAUCAGUUACCAGUGAAAAUUUUAAGUUUGUUAAACUUAGGAUUACGCUCGUUUGUUGUAUGUUAGAUUUACCUUGUCGAAUUGAAAAUACUAAAACAUAUUGUUUGCCUUUCUCACUAUCUUUUUAUUACUUUUUAAGUUAAUACACAUAUAUUUAUUAUAUUAUAAUUAUCAGUAUUAGGAUAUUUAAUAGUCCUUCAAUGAAUAGAAAAUGCAAUACAUAUCCCGCGGCCGAACUUGUUGGCGAUCGAAACUGUCCUACACCCUUACGGGUAGGCCUACUUAGAAAGGGCAGUUAUGCCGAAUGUCAAUUUUUCGAUUUUCACUACCACCUGCAUUUAAAAAAAAUAAAACCUUGAUCGCCAUACAUGUAGCAUGUCAACACCAAUAAAUAUUAAUAAAUUAAACUAUAAAAUA
Molecule: messenger RNA, 7816 nt
Organism: Anneissia japonica
Lineage: Eukaryota; Metazoa; Echinodermata; Crinoidea; Comatulida; Comatulidae
Product: coagulation factor XIII A chain-like
Exons: 17
Coding region: 483-2882 (799 amino acids)
Biological process (GO): peptide cross-linking
Molecular function (GO): protein-glutamine gamma-glutamyltransferase activity
Source: RefSeq, a predicted model, not a curated record